This is a messenger RNA of Lytechinus variegatus (green sea urchin), 1062 nucleotides long. RefSeq lists its product as uncharacterized. The record is from RefSeq and is a predicted model, not a curated record. The coding region runs from base 415 to 969 and encodes 184 amino acids. NCBI's taxonomy places the organism in Eukaryota, Metazoa, Echinodermata, Echinoidea, Temnopleuroida, Toxopneustidae. The transcript has 2 exons.
CAUCAAGCUAGUAUUCCAUAAUUAUACUCUUACUCUAAACGCCCACUCGUGAAAGAUAACCGUGUAGCCAUGGUCUAUGAUUACUGAUGGCUAACAAAAAGGAUACAUCAUGUACAUAUUGGAAUUAAACAACGCCACUUUCCACCCUAGGUUUGUCUCCAUAGGUUAUGACUUCGAUAAGUCACGUUCACGUCUAUAUCGAAUGUUUACCAUUACGUGGCAGGGUUAUAGUGAAAAUAAUAUACACCGAGUAUCGCGCGCACCACGGAUGUACGCCAGCAGACGAUGGUAGAAAGCCUUUACCUGUUUACAGGCUUUCGCGUCUCCAUCAUCAGCGGUGAUUAAUUCUCAUCAGGAUCUUGAUUUUGAACGCAUGCUUAUCGCCGCAAAGACCACCACUCUUCAUGAACAAGUAUGGAUAUCAACCGUGUCUAUCGUCUUAUUUUGGUCUUAGUAUACUUUGUCUCUCUCUUUGGAAUAUGUCUGGCUCGGAGAGGAGGAGGAGGAGGAGGAUACAGGCGUUCCCGAACAGGCACCAGCGGUGGUUCUUCUGGCGGUUCAUCCGGUCCUAUCGAGACCAGUGACAUUAUAUGGAUCUCAUGCAGCACCGGCAUACCACUAGGUAUGUUACUCGUCUACCUGUGUUACUAUUGUUUCGUGGAGAAGCCAAAGAAGAAGAAAAAGAGAGAGGAAAGCCAGGCUGUCGUUGUCGCCAAUUCCCAAGACCCUCAAACUCCGAGUGAUGACCACAAUCAUGGCCACACCAACCCUGCAUUGUCGCCCGAUGUUCCGCCUGGGGGUUUCCCAACGACAGGACCUGGACAGGACCAGGACAAGACACCCUUUCAACAGCAUCCAAAGGAGAUGGCGCCACCGAGCUACAACCAUGCCAUAGGUUUAGACGGUAUCACCUUCAGGGGUGCAGGGGAUAUUCAUGAAAUGUAUCGAACGGAUCAAACGAAUAAAUAGUCACAACUAGAAUUUGAUCUUUAACGGGCUGAAUUUUAUACACUAUUUUCUUUAAAACAAGACACAUUUAACCUUGUUUAGCCCCGCAGCCUU